CCAGGGAAAGUAAUUUUAUUUACGUAGUUGCCAGUACAAUGUGCUGUUUAAUUACGUUAAUUUCAAGGUUGGAGUCGUUAAUGGAGGCUUCUGCCAAGGUGGAAGUGAUUAAUGAAUCUCUUAGACCUUUAUUAGAAUAUUUUCGCUAAUUGAGUCAUUAAGUUUCCAGUAGUAGCAGCAGAAUGCCGAAGUCGUGGGAAACUGCGCGCCUCGUUAAAUUGAAGGCAGGUGCCCACAGAGACGUCAUUACUGAGCCUGAAUUCAUCUGCAUUAGCACGGAGACCCGAAAACUGCAAGGAACAGAAGACCAACCCUCUAGCCUUGUGAGGAGGGCUUCAGGAUAAGGACCAGCCCUCUGGCUAUAUGAGGUGGGCUUUGGCAUAAGGACCAGCCCAUGACAGGUCAGUGGUACGGGUCACAUGGUCAGGAAGACUGAAUGUUCUUCGAUUUUACUGGGGCGAGGAUAUAGAAGGAGAAGAUCCAUGUCAUUUGGAUGUUGGUGAACGUUGUGAGAACGCAGAGUUGCAAAGGCAAGGUAAACGGUCCGCUGGCUUUCUCACUUGGUCGCCUUGCGUAAGGACCUCUUAGUAGCUGUAGCCAUGGACCGCAUGGAGCUGCAGAAGAUCCCAAAUGAAGUGGAUGACAGCAGCAACGACAGUCUGAGCGGUCAAUACACUGAACCUUUCGAGUGUGAAAAGGCAACCAUCAACAGCCAAUUUUGUGAUGAAGGCGCAGAGAGUCAAAGGUUUCUUCCGAAUGGAGUUACAAAUAAAAAAUACGAAGCCUCCCAUGAGGAAUAUCAUCCUGGCCACGCUUCCUUUGGGAUGUCAGUAUUUAACCUCAGCAAUGCCAUCAUGGGCAGCGGGAUCCUGGGCCUCUCCUAUGCCAUGGCCAACACGGGCAUCCUGCUCUUCAUAAUCCUACUCUUGAGUGUGGCGAUCCUUUCCCUGUACUCUAUCCAUCUCCUGCUGAUGACGGCAAAGGAAGGACGUUCCCUGAUAUACGAGACUCUGGGCGAGAGAGCUUUUGGUUGGCCAGGCAAAAUGGUGGCCUUUGGCUCAAUAACUCUGCAAAACAUUGGAGCUAUGUCCAGCUACCUCUUCAUAGUGAAGUACGAGCUGCCUGAGGUGAUCCGUGCAUUUAUGGGCCUGGAGGAGAUCUCUGGGGAAUGGUACCUGAAUGGAAACUACCUGGUGGUGUUUGUGUCCAUGGGCAUCAUUAUGCCCCUGUCCCUCCUCAAAAGCCUGGGCUACCUUGGCUACACCAGUGGAUUUUCCCUCUCCUGCAUGGUGUUCUUCUUGGCAGUGUUGAUGUAUAAGAAGACUCAGGUCCCCUGCCCGCUGCCCAUCCUUGACCAUCACUCCUCUAACCAUAGUCUGAAUGGGUCUUUGAUGUUACCACACCUCCUCCCCAAUGCCUCGGGGGAGGUGGGCUUCGCUCGGGCUGACCUGCCCAUGCCCCCAGCCCCACCCAGCCUGCCCAGUGACCAUGUCUCAGAGGUGCACUAUGAAGAGUACGGGUCCAAUGACAUGUGCACACCCAAGUACUUUGUGUUUAACUCUCAGACGGUGUACACGGUGCCCAUCCUGGCUUUUGCCUUCGUAUGCCACCCGGAGGUGCUGCCAAUCUACAGCGAGCUAAAGGAGCGCUCCCGUCGGAAGAUGCAGCGUGUGUCCAACCUAUCCAUCUUAGCCAUGCUCGUCAUGUACAUGAUGUCUGCGCUGUUCGGCUACCUCACCUUCUACGAGAAUGUAGAGCCUGAGCUAUUGCACACGUUCACGAAGGUGUACCGCUUCGACACACUUCUGCUCAUGGUGCGGGUAGCGGUGCUGAUGGCCGUCACACUCACCGUGCCCAUCGUGCUCUUCCCCAUUCGCUCCUCUAUCGUAACCCUGUUCUUCACCGGCAAGCGGUUCAGCUGGAUCCGGCACAUUCUCAUCGCCGCCGCCAUCCUGACGUUCAACAACCUCCUGGUGAUUUUCGUCCCCAGCAUUAGAGACAUCUUUGGCUUCAUCGGAGCCACUGCUGCCACCAUGUUGAUAUUCAUCAUGCCAUCUGCCUUCUACCUCCGGCUCGUCAAGUCCCUCUCCUUCCGGUCACCUCAGAAGAUCUUAGCCACCAUAUUUCUUAUAAUGGGCUUGAUCUUCAUGAUGGGAAGUUUGAGCCUGAUUGUUCUGGACUGGAUCCACAACCCUCCCGGCACAAACGGUCAUUAAAGCCCAGGACCGAGCAGGCUGCAGACACGGAGGGGCAUGGGGACUAAGAAUUUGUGUGCUGCACAGACUCUUACUGUGAAACGGCCUCCAUCCCCAAGGAGUAUUAAAGAUACUCUAUUUGCUUCUGAAGGAGAGUCACCUCCUCAUGUGUUUUUUUAAUGUUCUGGAAUGAUCUAUUUUGUGGUAACACUUCUUCUGACAUCGGCGGUACAAGUCCGUGAAGGUAGACCGGAGGGGUCGUCAAUGUCAACCAUCUGAAACGUGUCACAGUGACCAGCCAAGGCUGGAUGUGUCAUCCGCACGCAGCCAAUCAAAUCCGAGCGUGACCUCGGAGAUGAUCUGGUGAGGUGAUGAUGGCGGAAAGAGUCCUGGAGUGAGCAGAUGUGGCACCACGCUGACGCAUCAUGAACCCGGUUUGCUGUUUUGCGGAAUUCGCAUCAGUCAUCAGCCAAGAAGCACUUUCUGGACAUUUUUAUUUUCACGUCAGGGCAGGAAGCCUCUGCUUUCCUCCAAGUGAUGCACAAGGUUUUGAUGUUUUAUUUCAUUACUUCACAGGCAACAAUUUGCCAGUUAUACUGUAGCUGAAAGUAAAAAGUAUCCUUUUUUUAAAUAUUCGUUCUAUGUAGUUUUCUAUCUUUUUUUUUAAAGCUUUGAAUCUUUCUUAUCAGACAUAUCAACAUCACUUGGGUUUACCGUGUUACUGUGCGGUAUGUCUGACCAGGUGCUGUGACACGUGAGGAUCUAUGUGCUAUCCGGUGUGACUUCAGGAAUUUAUCAAUUUUCUUAAAUUAAUGUGAGCACUUUUAAUUUCUCUGUCAGAAUGUGAACAACUCAUGAAGUCAACCGAGAAUACUAUUUUAUUAUUUUAUGAGUAUUUUUAUACAUAAGUUAUAACCUGUUAUAUAAAUAUGUACUUGCCUUCAGCUUUAACAUACUUUGCUAAGAAGUUACAUUUAACUUUCUGAUCCAGCUCAGUUAUAUAAAUAGUUUUUUUUCUAAUUCCCAGAUUACACCUACAUGUAAUGGUUUUUUUGGUACUGAUAACCGAUGUGAUAACGUGAUAGUUUAUGUAAUCUGUUGGUCAUGUAUCCUCAGUCUCUCAUGCACCCAGACAGGAAUGUGUGUAAGCUUUAUACAGUUUGUAAUUGUGUAUAUGUACAUAAUUUUGCGUAAUAAAUGUGUUGAUUUGACUCA
Molecule: messenger RNA, 3410 nt
Organism: Paramormyrops kingsleyae
Lineage: Eukaryota; Metazoa; Chordata; Actinopteri; Osteoglossiformes; Mormyridae
Product: sodium-coupled neutral amino acid transporter 4-like
Biological process (GO): amino acid transmembrane transport
Cellular component (GO): plasma membrane
Molecular function (GO): L-amino acid transmembrane transporter activity
Source: RefSeq, a predicted model, not a curated record